GCCUGGGAAGGAGGGUGUGCAGCGCGGCUUCAGAGGCGGCCGGCUGCACAGAAAGGCGAGGAGUGCAGUUCUGCCGGGCAGGGUGAGUGUUUCGGUCGCUGGCGGCUCGGACUUCAGCGGCGUGUGAAUGGCGUGCUCUUGGAGGAGUCGUCUGCGCUCCACAUCGGCUCAUCGCUUGCACGUAGCGUUACAACUAGCUGCACGAAAACGCGUUUGAUGACGGCAGGGAGCGGCUGUGCUUUCUUUCCUCAAUACGGUGGCGCAGAGAUCGAAGAUGCGAAAAAUCCCUACUGUACAUCUCCUUCAUGUGAGUGACUUGGUGAUUUGAACGGGCAAGGAAAAAAUGCAGCAAGAAUCGCUGUCUGUGUUUGCCUUUCCGAUAUUUGGGAUAAACCAGAUCAUACUAAUUAUGAAGGAGACAGCAGUGAUGCCCAUGCUGCCUGGGUAGUAAGUCCUGCUUCUCUCAAUGAAAACAAAGAGGAGGGGUCUGGCUGAGCCAUGGCCGAAAAGGAGAACAAUCUGAGAACAGCCAGGUUAUGGAGAGAUGCUGCCUUGCGCUCCAGGAAACUAAGAAGCAACUUACGCCAUCUCACCCUCAGCACCAAUAGUAAUCAGAAGAUUGUUCUGCCAGAGAACAUCAGUGAGAUAGAAGCGCUUAACCUGGGCAACAACUCCUUGCAGGAGCUGCCAGAUGGCUUGGGGGCUGCCCUCACCAACCUGCGCAUUCUUGUCCUUAGGAGGAACAAAUUUACCAGCCCUCCUCCUGCUGUCUUUGAACUGGGAUAUUUAUCCGAGCUGGACCUAAGUCAUAAUAGUCUCACCAGCUUUUCUGAGGAUAUUGUAUGUUUAAAGAGCCUGAAGAAAUUGUGCAUCAGCCACAACAAACUGAAGGUCUUGCCGACCCACAUAGGAGCACUGCAGAGUCUGGAAGAGCUGGAUGUCAGUUUUAAUGAGCUGUGCCAACUUCCUUCAUCUUUCCAAGAACUCCAGAAGCUUAGGACACUGGAUGUCGAUCACAACAGGCUGUCUCAGUUUCCCCCUGAGAUCCUAAAACUUGGCGACGUUGAAGAGUUGGAUUUUUCUGGCAAUAAAAUUGAUUGUUUGCCUGGUGGAAUUUCUCAGUUACAGUCACUCAAGAUCUUGUGGUUAAGUAGCACCAAAAUCUCUGAUUUACCUGAGAGCUUUUGUGCGCUGAAAAAUCUGGAAAGCCUCAUGCUGGAUAACAAUUCUUUGAAUUCUUUACCCCAGCCCUUUGGUCAAUUGAAAAAGCUAAAAAUGCUUAAUAUUUCAUCUAACAUUUUUGAGCAGUUCCCACUGGUUGUCCUGGAGAUUUUGGGUCUUGAGGAGCUAUAUCUAAGCAGAAACAAGCUGACUUUUGUUCCUGAUGAGAUAUGCCGCCUUGGCAACCUUGCCAACCUGUGGCUGGACAAUAACAAAAUAACUUACCUUCCUGACUCUAUUGUGGAGCUGGAUAAGCUAGAAGAACUGGUCUUACAGGGUAACCAAAUCGCCAUCCUUCCUGAUAAUUUUGGGAAGCUCUCUCGGGUUAACAUUUGGAAAAUUAAGGACAAUCCAUUAAUACAACCUCCUUACGAGGUGUGUAUGAAAGGUAUUCCUUAUAUUGCUGCCUAUCAAAAAGAACUGGCCCAUUCCCAACCGGCUGUAAAGCCACGAUUGAAAUUGGUUCUAAUGGGGUUAAAGAAUGCUGGAAAGAGUUGGCUGCGACACUGUCUCAUUAGUAGUAAAACGAAGGAUAUUCUUUCAGUGACUGGAAACAAAGGCAUUGAUUUGGCAACAUGGAUGGCUGAUGUUGAACGGAGUCUUACCUUCAUUGUGUAUGAUCUCUCUGGUGAUCAAAGCUAUGACCUUAUUAAACCAUUUUUCCUUUCACCCGGUGCUUUGUACAUAUUGGUUGUAAAUUUAAAGGCCUAUAUGCCCAGAUAUUUUUAUACUUAUGUAGGUUACUUCCUGCACCUGCUCAGUGCCAAGGUCCCACAUGGUGUAGCCUGUAUCGUGGGGACCCACACAGAUUUAUGCGAUGAACUAGAAGUAGAAGAAAAAUGUCUAGACAUCCACCGCCAGAUAGCUUUUCAGGAGAAAAGAGAUGUGGAAUUCUUACAAGGCCUGGUGCAAAAUGUAGACCAAGCUCUUGGGCAGGAUUAUGACAUUAGAGCCUCCAAUCCUCAUGCCUUGUUUUAUGGCGUCUCAGACAAAAACUUGCGACGUAAAAAGUCUCAGCUGCAGUACCUCCUCAAUAAUCGGCUUCAAAUCCUCUCCCCAGUCUUGUGUGUGAGUUGUGUUAGGGACCUAAGGAAUAUUCAACAUCUAAAGGAAAAGCUUAUGUCUGUAGCUGAGCACCGUGAGAUUUUUCCCAACCUUCACCGCAUAUUGCCAAAAUCUUGGCAGAUGCUAGAGGAGCUACACUGUAAGCCCAAGGAACUAUGGCUCUCUUGGUGGGAUUCAGCUCGUCUUGGCUUGCAAGCAGGGCUAACUGAGGACCGUCUGCAAAGUGCACUCUCGUAUUUGCAUGAGAGUGGCAAGCUGCUCUACUUUGAGGACAGCUACACUCUCAAGGAGUACGUCUUCCACAAUCUGACCAAGCUAAUUGACAUACUCAAUAUUUUCUUCCAACGGGAUGCCACUGUUUUGCUGCAGAAGUUGCAGAAUGAUGCUGAUGCAGACCACCUAUGGGCAACACAGCUAAAUCAUUAUGUGGAAGGCUUCCUUCUGCAUGGCAUCUUGCCCUCUAAUGUUAUUCGGUUACUUUUGAAGCCGCAUAUCAAGACCCAGCAAGAUCUUUACCUCAUACUUGAGCUGCUGGAGAAAAUGGGCCUCUGCUACUGCAUAAAUAAGCCAAAAUUAAAGCCUUUGAAUGGUGCCACUGUCUGGUAUAAAUUCCCUUGUUAUGUCAAAAAUGAGGUACCACAUGCUGAGGCUUGGAUCAAUGGUGGCUCCACCCUUUUGGGCCAGCUGUUUUCUGUUGAGCAGCUCCAGAUUGAGUACAGCUUUCCAUUGUUUUUUCCCCCUGGUCUGUUUGCCAGGUACAGUGUACAGAUCAAUGCCCAUGUGGUGCAGAGAUCAGAUGGCCGGUAUCAGAUCUUUGCAUAUAGGGGCAAAGUUCCUGUGGUGGUUAGCUACCGGCCAUCACAGGGUGGCCUGCAGGCAGGCACUUUGUCCAUCACUAGCCAUGCUUCACUGCCAAAUAUAUGGACUGCCUGGCAGGCUGUGACCCCACUGGUGGAAGAACUGAAUGUCCUACUUCAAGAAUGGCCAGGGUUGUACUACACGGUUCAUGUCCUCUGUUCCAAGUGCCUUAAAAGAGGGUCACCUAACCCACACACCUUUCCAGGUGAGUUGCUGAGCCAGGUGAGGCCAGAGGGAGUAACUGAAAUCAUCUGCCCAAAGAAUGGAAGCGAGCGAGUAAAUGUGGCCCUGGUGUACCCUCCCACCCCAACUGUUGUCAGCCCUUGUCAGAAGUGAAUGGCUCUGUGGUAGAGCUACAAGGCUUCCCUAUCUAAUCCCCCUACUUAACCACUUCACCUGCACGGACAACUUCAUAUCUACUACACCAAUCUUCUAAAACUGAAAAAAGCCACACUGGAGUACUGUUGGAAAGGGGGCACAUCGGCCAUUGAAAUGGAAGAUUGUUUGCUGUGAAGAGCAGUAUUCCACAUAGCUCUGGCAAUUUACAAAGCUGUAUUAUGGACUCCUACUAAAAUGUAACUGUUUGUGAUCGGAGACACAGCACAUCACAUUUUUUUCAGACUGUUACUCUUCAGCUAUUCCUUUCAACCACAAAGAUCCACCAUCCAAUACCUAGCCUGAAUUAAAGAUGGCAAAAUGACUGAGAAGACAAUUUUAUUUAUGUUCCAUAUUUAAGAUUAUUUUUUUUGAUUUACAGGCUUCUCAGGGAUUUCUUGUAUCUGAAGCACAUUUGAAAGCCAUAAUAAAUAUCUUGAAAAGGUUGUCUUAAAACAUGCAUGCGUUUUCACAUCUAAUCAGAGUUCUUCUUAGUGGUAAAUGCUAUAUAUAGAGUCACGAAGAACAAGCAUGCUUGCCAUUUCUGGACCUGAACUCAAUGCUCUUACCUUAUGUACUGUUAUUUUUAUGUCCUUCUCUCACACUCUAAUUUGCCUACCAUACUGAUCCUUCACAGAUUUAAGUUUAAAAUUGAGUGUAAAACUGUUUUGCUGUCUGUGAAAUACAAUGUAACUCUUAAUGAAAAGAGGGGCCGGAUAACAAUUUAAGGACAUUAUAAAUCUAUGAAAACAUUUUAGACAGCAUUAAUGCAAAUGCACAGUGAGAAGGGGAACAUUGAAAGAGAAGGGAAUUAUGUCAUUACUGUGAACUUAUCACACUGUUCAGACAGCAGAAUGGUAGUACAAGUAGUCUCCUGUAAGUUUUGCAUAAGGAGGAUGCUUUAGAAUAACUAAAAGGCUGAUUUGGUGACUUGGUUACUCUCCCUCUGACCUCACCCAAAGUAUUAGAAAUGUGCCUUCUGCCACAAAUACAAAUGGUCUUUGAGAUAAAUCAUUCAUUAUAACAGGGUAGUUUACUUUGCCUAGUAAAGCAGAUGUAUCAAUACUAAUACACCACACAUGAAAGAGAAGAUUUCCUUUUGUGUACUGCUGUUUAUUGGAAGCUAGAAGCCAAAGUAGAAAUUAGCCAGUGCCCAGUUACAAAUACACACUGUACACGUUAGGGAUUUUGUCAUGAGGGAUUUAAAUAUAGAAUUAAAUGACCCAUAUUGUUGACGAUUUUGACCAGCAACAUCUGAGACAUCUGUCCGUGUAGCUCGUCCAAACUGUUGCAGAGAGGCAGAACACUUCUAUUUUAUGCACAGCCCACAGUAUAUGGUGUAGAACUACAGGAAACAUGGAGGUAAACACACACUUGACUGCUUGUUAAACUACCUAACUGCAUUCCAAAUGAUUGUCAAACCAGCUUCAUUUAAUUCAGUUUCAUUCAUUAUCCCAUCAGCAUCAGGCACAAAGCAGGAGACAGUUCUGGACAGCAUGCCAGUCUGUUGCACACUCACAAGUGGCCAAUUUGGAAUCCCUUCUUAACCUAACAAGUAUGUCUUAAAGGCUGUGUAGCGAAAACCCACAUAGACGACCAGGCCUAUAAAUCACUGGAUACAUCAGUCAGCAUCACUAACCACAGUGUCAACAGAUGGUGUACAUUUUCUACCACAGCAGUGAAUUAAUUCAGUCUGAAGUUUAGAUUUUCCCUUUAUAUUUUAAAUGCCUUAUAGAAUGGCAGUUUAUGGAAAUGGACACAAGUGUAAACAAUGAUGUGCACAUUUUUAAUUUUUGAACAAAAAAUGACAACAUAACCAAAAUGGAAGGUAUGUAAAAUGCAACUGUUUUGCCUUGCAGUGAGGUGCUGUUGGAUGAAGGACUGUGUAACUGUAGCUGCAGCUGCCAUUACAAAGCCUUACUAUCCAACUUUCAAAGUGUAUCCCAGCAGUAUUAGUUGCAAGACAGAGAACAGUCCUGGCUGGGGAAGCUCACUGAAUUUGGUUGUACCAGAUUUUUAAUGCAAACAUCUUUUGGGAUGUGUGAGAGUACCAGAGUACUCAAAGAAAUAUCCAUGCAGACAUAGGAUCACUGUGGAUAAUCCAUGCAGACCAUGACAGAUCAGCCAUAGAACUGAGCUGUGAGGCAGUAGUGAUAGUAAUUUACUGUGUUGCUGCCAGUCAGAAAUCAAAAAAUGUAGUAUGUACACAUUUAAAAACAAGAAUACAAUUGUUUGGAAUUAUACAAACACAACUGACUUUUUGUUUUGAACUAGUUUUCAUGUCCAAAACAUUCAUCCAGCAAUUAACAAGCUUAUUUAUUCCAGAGGAGGAUGACUAGACAGAGUCUUUCUCAGCAGCAUUGGACAUAGGUUUCCAGUCAGCCACUCACUCACUCAGUUAGUCAAACCUGUUCAUCUUCUGGAUGAAGGUAGAAGAUCCAAACACACACAGUAAAAAUGUUAACUCCACACAGAAAGUGCACAGGUUGGAAUUCAAAUAUAAGACUCAUGAAGUCAGUAAGAUUUGAUCAGUGUUACCAUGCUGCUUGUCCAGAAGCAAAAACUAAAGCAUUUAUUUACUGUAUGGAUAAGGAUGGUUUCUUACUCUUGUAUUAAGCUCCUGUUUCUCAUAUCCCUAUAAUGGAAGUGCAGAUAAAUGGAUGAAUACUUCGGCUUAGUCAGCUCAAGUGUGAUGAGAACCUUUUCAUGGCUAGCAGUUUAUCACCACAGUACAACAUUUAAUUAAUAACAUAACCCCAUUUAAUCCAGUUCAGCGUUGCAUUGGGUUAGAUUUGAUCCUAGCCAUACUAGGCAUUAGGUAGGAAACAGCACUGGACAGGGCAAUAACCCAUCACAUGGCCCACGCACACACAUACAGAAACCAAGCACACAUGGGGAGUGGAAGAACACGCACACUCCACUGAAAACAACAUUAGGGUAUUUGGUAUACCCACUACACCACCAUACAGCCCCACAAGACCAUUCAUAUUUGCCUACAAAAUAGGGUUAGGCUUAGGGUUAACCACAGCCAUUGUUUACCAAAUACUUUAACAUGAGAAAGAUCAUACUGUUGAGAGAACACUGCUGUAGUAAGUUGAGCUGCAAUAUUUAAAAGAUACUUAAUUCCUUUCAAGAGUGUUUUAUUUUUCUGAACCGUUUUGGUUUAAUAUUCAUUUUAUUACUUUCUUUUUCAUUUGUUUGAACUAGACUUGCAUUUUGAAUGUAAUCGUCAGCUUUAAAUGGUUAACAUACACUGAUGUAGAGAGUGCCGAUUCUUACACUAGGCAGUUCAGCAGUGGCACGUGGUAUCCUGCUGCAGAGUAGGUAGUCAUGUUGAGAAGUGAAAUGCUCCUUACUGCCUUGAUUUAUUUAUACAGAGUUUCCUGCCUAAUAUGCUAACAGGAUAGGCUCCAGCUCACACCUGAUUCUAAACUGAAUUGUGUGAAUAAGUUAUACUUUUUCUUUAACAAGUAUCACCCCAGGACACUUAUAUUUACUGAUACAUGAAGUAAGUGUCAUGUUUAUUUGUUCUUUUCUUUUAUUUGCAGUGAGUAGCAGAGGCAGGUUACGUGUCCCAGCUCACCAAUGCUUCUUGUGGCAUUAGGGUGUCUUGAACAUUUCAGCUAGACGGCCUUAAUUGUAUUAUGUAUUAAAAGGUGCACAUUGAAUUUCUUAAAUUGUCUUUUAUUGUGAAUUACAUUGGUCUGAAAAUGUUUUUUUUUUU
This is a messenger RNA of Polypterus senegalus (gray bichir), 7243 nucleotides long. RefSeq names its product malignant fibrous histiocytoma amplified sequence 1 (gene mfhas1). The record is from RefSeq and is a predicted model, not a curated record. The transcript has 3 exons. Bases 499 to 3480 code for a protein of 993 amino acids. Gene Ontology annotation, molecular function: protein binding. NCBI's taxonomy places the organism in Eukaryota, Metazoa, Chordata, Cladistia, Polypteriformes, Polypteridae.